GUGGUUCUUGAUCCCGCCCUCGACAUUCAAGGUUGCUCUGGUUAGCGAAUUUCCCUGCACACUCCGGCCAUCGCAACACGUCAAUCAUGCAAAUCAGAACCCUCGCCCCGCUCGCCCUGUCUCUCGCGACGAUCUUCCCUGGUCUAUUUGUCAAUGCAGCAAGCGUGAGCCAUACUGGUCUGCAAUCUUCCUCCGCACGCGCCGCCGCCGGAAGCAAGUAUACGAAAGCGCACUCACUGGGCGACUCUUACAAGUUCGACCCACGCGACGGAUGGCGAACGCUCAACGCCAGUGAUGCCCAGUACAAGUACCGACGCGACAAGGCUCCCGCUCUCAAGGCGAACGACAAGUCGAAGGCAGUGGGCCCUCUCAAGACAAUCUCGGAUGGGGUGCAAGUGCUGAGUGGUAUAUGGAAGGGUCUCAAGGGCAUCGGUUCUCCUUCCUCAGUGACGAUCACUUGGUACACGGGUCACGAUCUUCUCAAUCCGAGUUGUUGGGCGAAGACCGACUGGGCUCCUACGGACCAGUCUUUCGUUUGUGCUGUGACGAUGGAGGGCUGGACGGACAAACCUCAGUGUUUCAAGUUCAUCGAAAUAUGCAAUAAACCACAAAAAUGCAUCUUUGUUCGCGUCGUCGAUACUUGCGCAGGCUGUCGCACGGGUUCUCAACAUCUUGACCUUACGCGAAGGGGAUUUGCAGAACUUGCCGAUCUUGACACAGGUAUUCUUACUGUCUCUUGGCGGGAAGCCUCUGGCCCAGAUGAUUGGAGCGAAGAUCUCUGGGGACCCAAAAGCUGAGCGACACACUCCAUCAACAACCUAGAUUCGUCUGCACAUACUACUGUACUUCUAUCUCACACUGUAGCAUUCAUUGUAACUAUCCAUUUCAACCCUAUGCCUGCAAAGUGACGCGCUUACGCUUCUUCCCUUCGGCAAUCUUAGCCUUGACCUUUUCCUCGUCCAUGCCCUCUUCCUCGUAGAACUGUGCGACUCGCUGAGAGUCAUUGCGCCGGCGGAUGUACUGUAGAGCUGCAAGGUUAUAUCCGAUGAGAUCCUUCUGUCUCUGCAGAGCACUGCGCAGAUUCUUCCGCAAGGGCAUCAGUGCAGUCCUCAUGAUACGAUUGGCGACGAUCUGAUGGUGAUGUGUUUUCAGCAAGAAGAAGAGAACGCGAGAGACGAGUGUGAUAUUCCAGUCCUUAGGCCUGGGGUCAGCGACGGUCACACUGAGCAGAAAGGACCUCACUCGUUGAGCCCAGAUGUUCAAGUAGUUCAUUAGCGAAACAACCUUGCCAAAAGGUAAAACGAGCAGAGCGUCUAAUAACGCUGUGCUCUGGAUUCUUUCAACGACACGAAGAACCCAGGCUUCGGGCUCCAGGUCGUACGCGGCCAGUACAGCAUUCCGGGGCGGCGGCGCAAGCUGAAGAGAUUCGUUCUGUCCCCGAGAAACGGCCUCCUCGUAUUCUCGGAAAAUGGCUCGCUCCCCGUCGGCGAGAUCCAACGCUUCAAUGAUGCGCUCUCCGGCCAUGAGGGUUUCGGUCGUCUGCUUGGAAACAGUAGUGGCCUCUGUCGCCGGUCUCUCUGAAUCCUGGUUGAGUCCUAGCGGUCCGCCCGAUUCCUUGUUCAGUGUGUCCGCGAUCCCAGUUUCAUAGAUCUUCUC
Molecule: messenger RNA, 1656 nt
Organism: Mycena citricolor
Lineage: Eukaryota; Fungi; Basidiomycota; Agaricomycetes; Agaricales; Mycenaceae
Source: the annotation of a GenBank genome assembly